Molecule: messenger RNA, 1331 nt
Organism: Salvia splendens (bonfire salvia)
Lineage: Eukaryota; Viridiplantae; Streptophyta; Magnoliopsida; Lamiales; Lamiaceae
Product: AP-1 complex subunit mu-2
Exons: 10
Coding region: 51-1331 (426 amino acids)
Biological process (GO): vesicle-mediated transport; intracellular protein transport
Cellular component (GO): clathrin adaptor complex
Source: RefSeq, a predicted model, not a curated record
UGUGUGUGAAAAUGUUGAAAAAUUAUUUGCAGUGAAAAACCAGUAUUUCAAUGGCCGCCACCUCCGCCCUGUUUGUUCUUGACAUAAAGGGGCGGUGCUUGAUCAGCCGCGACUACCGCGGCAAUGUCUCCACCGCCGAGGUCGAGCGGUUUUUCUCUAAGCAUCUCGAAAAGGAGGUAGAUAUGGAGUCUCACGGGCCGAUAUGCUAUGACAAUGGCGUGAGCUACGUGUUUAUUCAGCAUAGCAACGUGUAUAUAUUGGCGGCAUCAAGGCAGAACAGCAAUGCGGCUACCUUACUCGUGUUCCUACACCGUGUCGUUGAUGUUUUGAAGCACUAUUUUGAGAAGUUGGAAGAGGAGUCUCUCAAAGACAACUUUGUUGUAGUGUAUGAAUUGCUUGAUGAAAUCAUGGACUUUGGAUAUCCUCAAUACACGGAAGCGAAGAUACUAAGCGAGUUCAUCAAGACGGAUGUUUAUCGUAUGGAGGCUUCUCAGAAGCCUCCAAUGGCCGUGACCAAUGCAGUGUCGUGGCGUAGUGAAGGGAUAAUGUAUAGGACUAAUGAAGUGUUUCUCGAUGUGGUUGAGAAGGUGAAUCUUCUUGUCAACAGCAACGGGCAGAUACUCCGCUCAGAAGUGAACGGGGCGUUGAAGAUGCAGACGCGUUUGAGUGGUAUGCCUGAAUGCAAGCUUGGCCUCAAUGAUAGAGUGUUGAUGGAGUCUCAAAAUCAAUCAUCAAGAGUGAAAGCCAUUGAUUUGGAAGAUAUCAAAUUCCAUCAAUGUGUUCGUCUGGCUCGAUUCGAGAAUGAUCGCACGAUCUCUUUCAUACCGCCCGAUGGAAUGUUCGACCUCAUGACAUACAGACUCAGUACUCAGGUGAAGCCACUGGUUUGGGUGGAAGCUCGUAUCGAGAGGCAUUCAAGGAGCCGGGUCGAGAUGUUGGUGAAAGCGCGAAGCCAGUUCAAGGAACGAAGCACUGCAACGAGUGUCACGAUCGAGUUGCCCCUGCCCCCGGAUGCAACGAGCCCGACCGUCAAGACAUCAGUGGGAUUUGCCAAGUAUGCACCAGAAAAGGAUGCCUUGUUGUGGACUAUCAAGUCUUUCCCUGGCAACAAAGAAUUCUUGUUGAAAGCAGAGUUCAAACUCCCUUCUGUUUUAUCUGAGGAUGCAGUGGACAGAAAACCCCCAAUUUGUGUCAAGUUUGAGAUUCCAUACUACACUGUUUCUGGAAUGCAGAUUCGAUACCUUAAAAUCAUCGAGAAGAGCGGUUAUCAAGCGCUUCCAUGGGUGAGGUACAUCACCAUUGCUGGAGACUAUGAGCUCAGGCUGAGUUGA